GUCCCGGUAGUUCAGGCACCGGUGGCUACGAUGCUUUCAACGACCUGAGUCCGGGACCUUUGGCUGCGGCCAUUGCAGCUAGUGCUCUCAAACAGGGUGCUGGAGGCAUGAACGCUGCUGGGGGAACCAAUUUAAGAGACCUCACAGUCCUGAUGUCUCUUGGUCGAGGUGAUAUGCCUGUGCCUGGUUUAGGGAAUGCUAUGGAUGGAAACAUCGGAAACAACAUGCUACUUCCAGCUACAUCAAUAUUAUCUACACCCGGAGCACCAGGUGGAGCAGGAGGAGCUUCCUCUAGUACUGCAGUACAACAACCAUCAGGACGAGACCCAACGAGUCAGAGGAUGGCACCCACCUCCAGCGGCAAUUCGAUACAGGCUCAAAACUCUCUCACAGCUGGGUUAGUGCCAAUGACGGAUAGACAAUCAACCGGGGAUCAAGACCUCAAAUUUCCAUUGAUAGACACCAUCACACCUGCUGAAUUGUGGAGAAGACUAGUAGGAAGAGACCCAGAUAUCCUGGUAAUAGAUGCUAAGGCUUCCCCUAAUUCAUCCCUGUAGACAUCCGUCCCUCACACAUAUGCGCCCCCUUCCUUGAAGGGAGAUACUGACGCAUAUGCUUGAGGGAUUCCCACAGGGAUGAAUAGGGGCGAGCUCCUCUAAAGAUGUGCGAGGUCGCGAUCACGAGGGAGGGCAUAUACCCGAUAGUAUACACGUGAAGACAAAUGAAGUGAUAGCGAACACGGGAUUUUUGAUGGCUGAGGUGCGCUCACGAAAAGUUCGAUCCGUCGUUUUCACAUGCAUGUACUCGGUUCUGCGUGCGCGGCGGUGUUGCUCGGCGUUAGCGGAAUAUCAGAGAUUAUAG
Molecule: messenger RNA, 861 nt
Organism: Amoebophrya sp. A25
Lineage: Eukaryota; Dinophyceae; Syndiniales; Amoebophryaceae
Source: the annotation of a GenBank genome assembly